This is a messenger RNA of Malus domestica (apple), 997 nucleotides long. NCBI's taxonomy places the organism in Eukaryota, Viridiplantae, Streptophyta, Magnoliopsida, Rosales, Rosaceae. The record is from RefSeq and is a predicted model, not a curated record.
AGAGUGAUACUGUUGCAACAACCCUUCAAUGUAGCUCAGAAGAAGUUCAACCCUGCUAGGGAUCCGUGUUCUGUAUUGUGGGAUGUACUUUGGGAUGACCUGGUGAUAAUGGAAAAGUCGUACGGGAAAAAGGACCAUCCAAAAUCUCCACCUUCACGGGUCAUUCUUUAUUUACAAGAUAAAUCAGAGAUGAAGGAACAGGUUCGUAUCAUAAAGUGCCUCCGUGAUACCCCCCAAGCACUUGACGUGUACUCAUCAAUUGAACGAGCAAUGAACACUUAUGGACCAAACAAACCAAAGCAAAUGCUGAAAAAGAGUAUGACAUUGCCAUAUGCACCAUUUGUCGAUAACGCCAGUGCUGAAGCUACAUCAAAAGAACCAGGGUCACCCCGACAGGUGCCGGCAUCUAUUCCUCGUAGUUCAACUUUUGGCAGCCGCUUCAACUGAUCCCGAGAUCGUUGAUGGUGAGGAAAUAUGGUGUUUGGGAAUUCUGCUGUGGUCCGGUCACAAUCCUGCAUGCUCGGAUGUUCGUACCGUCUGACAGGUGUUUUGUAAGAAGCGGUGUAAAGGACCAGUGACAAGGACGACGUAAGAAAUGCCGACAUGGAUUUUCGUGGUCGAAUUCCGACAUGGAUAUGAAUGGUGUUAACCUCAAACACAAUCGAUACGAUUCUUAGUACAAGGCUUAUAUAUAGCGCAUACAUUUGCCAUUAGUUACCAGGUCACCUAUAUGUAUAGGUUUCAGACAUUCUAUGUAUGUAUCUUACAAUAGUCGAUGUAUACGCACCGAUUACCGAAGGUGAUCGUGCCGAUCAUUUUGAAAGCCAAUUGUAUAUCCGGUGCCAUAUGAACACGAUGUAUGAUAAGGUUUAGGAAGUAAAAUCCUAGUGAUUGCGUUGCACCGUGUGUUUAUGUUAUGGUGUAGCGCCUUCGGAGUUGGGACAAUUAAAAGAACCUCACCUAUUCAAGUAUAAGAGCUGUAAUUUUUUGUUGUAUA